This is a messenger RNA of Labrus bergylta (ballan wrasse), 864 nucleotides long. RefSeq names its product BCL2 interacting protein 1a (gene bnip1a). Gene Ontology annotation, molecular function: SNAP receptor activity. The record is from RefSeq and is a predicted model, not a curated record. Gene Ontology annotation, biological process: retrograde vesicle-mediated transport, Golgi to endoplasmic reticulum. NCBI's taxonomy places the organism in Eukaryota, Metazoa, Chordata, Actinopteri, Labriformes, Labridae. Gene Ontology annotation, cellular component: SNARE complex; endoplasmic reticulum.
CUUGCCGUAGCCGACUACGUUGACAACAUGGCGUCCACGGAUGUCCACGUCCGAAUAUGUGAACAAGAAAUACUUAAAUAUGAUUUGGAAAUCAAGGCUCUCGUCCAGGAUAUUAACGAGUGUGAAGGCCCUCAAAGCCGGCUGACAGAACUGAACGCAGAUGUGAAAAAGAGUUUUCACAAUCUCAGAUUGCGUAUUCAGGAUUUAGAGCAGAUGGCGAUGGAGCAAGACAAAGAGUCUGACAAGCAGAACUUGAUGGCUCAAGUGGAGGGACACAGAAAGCAGAUGCUCAGUAACCAGACAGUUUGGAGGAAAGCCAACCUGGCCAGCAAACUGUCCAUAGACAACAUGGAGAAACAGGCUCUACUGAGGGGACCGGACAGUACUACGAGGCAGAGAAAGAUGACCAAAGAGGGCCUGGCUCAGACCACCAGUGACAUCACAGAGAAUCUGAUGAGCAUCAGCCGGAUGAUGGCGCAGCAAGUCCAGCAGAGCGAGGAGACCAUAACAACACUGGCGACCUCCUCGAGGACGGUCCAAGAGACCAACGAUGAGUUUAAGACCAUGACGGGGACCAUCCAGCUCGGGAGGAAACUCAUCACCAAGUACAACCGCCGAGAGCUGACAGACAAGCUGCUCAUCUUCCUGGCGCUCGCCCUCUUCCUCGCCACCGUCCUCUACAUCCUCAAGAAGAGACUGUUCCCCUUCUUGUAGACCAGGUACCUUCUGAGGACUCUUCCCGGUCCACAAACAGUACUUUACAUAGUCAGCCUGAAGGAUGUAAACAACUUUGAAUGCUGCUUCUCACAUCAGUGUCUGCUCAGAGGAGUGUGGACGACUCCCUCUGCUGCUCUGUGAUGCUGC